Molecule: messenger RNA, 2137 nt
Organism: Bemisia tabaci
Lineage: Eukaryota; Metazoa; Arthropoda; Insecta; Hemiptera; Aleyrodidae
Gene: Sou
Product: required for meiotic nuclear division 5 protein souji
Biological process (GO): proteasome-mediated ubiquitin-dependent protein catabolic process
Cellular component (GO): cytoplasm; nucleus; GID complex
Molecular function (GO): ubiquitin protein ligase activity; protein binding
Source: RefSeq, a predicted model, not a curated record
UUUAUUUAAUGUUAUUGUUUUGGAAAACCACCAGCCACUGCUAAAUGUCAUCUUAAUGAUUUAAAACUGUUUGAAUUAAGUGUUUAAAGUUCUUUUUUUCUUUAGGCUCUUUUGAAUUGAGAGUUUUCUUCACACAUAUGUGUUUUUAUUAACUUUUACCGCGACUAGCCACUUUAGUUUUUUGUAUUUAGUGUAAGUAAAAUGGAAGCCUGCACUGCUGUGGAAAGAGAAAUUGACAAAGUUCUAUCAAAGUUCGGAGGAAUAAACGAUCACGCGAAACGGUGUCUUCAGGAUUUAACAUGCCACAUCGAAAAUUUGAAAGAAGAAAUCGGAACUUGUCCAGAAAAUCAAGUUCUUACUGCCGGCCAAGUCCUCAUUAUGAAACAGGCGAUGAACAAGGUGAAAGAAAGUGUACAAAGGUUGGCUGCUGAUCAUAGAGAUCUCCAUAGCACAGUGUCUAAAGUUGGAAAGGCGAUUGACAGGAAUUUUGUGCAAGACUUUGCGUCUACAAGCCGAGAAGAUGUUUUCUCCGGUCCUGAUAAAAUCAUGCUUCUGAAUCAAGUUAUCUGCCAGCAUUUCAUUCGCCAAGGAAUGCUGGAUAUUGUAGAUGAGUUGGUGGCUGAGGCUGGUGUGAAAACAGAACCUAGUGUUAAAGAACCAUUUUCAGCCUUAAACAGUAUCUUAGACUCUCUCAAACAGAAGGAUCUCACACAGGCAUUUGAUUGGGCUCGAGAACAUCGAGAGAGUUUGGAAGCUCAGAAUUCAUCACUGGAGUUUAAACUGCACCAACUCCAGUUCAUAAGUCUCCUUCAGAAAGGCACCACUGGUCAAAAUGAAGCAAUUGCUUACGCAAGGACACACUUCUCUCAAUUUGUUGGACGUCACGAAAAAGAAGUGCAAAAUCUGAUGGGAAUGUUCCUAUUUCUGCCUCAUGGAAUUAGUGCAUCACCGUAUGCCCACAUGCUAGAACCUCAUUUAUGGUCUGAUAUUGUCGACACAUUUACUAAAGAUGCAUGCUCACUUUUAGGCCUGAGUGUGGAUAGUCCUUUAAGUGUUUCGGUCAAUGUUGGUUGUGCAGCUUUACCAGCAUUGUUGAACAUAAGACAAGUUAUGCAGCAAAAACAAGUGACUGGAAUGUGGAGCGGAAAAGAUGAAUUACCAAUUGAAAUUGAACUUGGUCAGGAACACAAAUAUCACUCUGUUUUUGCAUGCCCGAUUCUAAGACAACAGAGUUCUGAAUCCAAUCCACCCAUGAGACUCAUUUGUGGUCAUGUGAUCUCUCGUGAUGCUUUAACCAAGCUUGGUAGCGUAAAUAAGCUAAAAUGUCCUUACUGCCCAGUUGAACAGAAUCCUUCCGAAGCAAGAUUAAUAUAUUUUUAAACCAAUUCUUUUUCAUGUUUUUGUAAACAUAUUUUUUCAAGAUUUGAUUUGUGUUGAGUCAAACUCUUCCUAAAAACUAUUCAGUGUACAUACUGUGAAUAAUAUUAUUAAGGUGCUUUGAUAGUGGUAUGAAUAUUUAGUAAGCUCUACAGUGAUGGAAUGGACAAUUUCCUCACUCAUCGUACGAUUAUGUUUCAAGUAAAACACGAAUAAAAAAUAAUCUUUUAAUUGUUGCAGAUUAAAGUGAAGUUAGCUGUAGUUUUAAUUGCCAAUAGAAAUUAUCUUCCUCUCUCUUUGUUUUCUUUUUGUAAUUUUUUCAUGUUUAUACUAGCAAAAAAUAGGGAGAGGGAGGAACUGGAAGAUAUCUUUGUUCUUUUCAGAAAAAUUAUUUAUGUUUGUUUUUAAAUCAAAGAUGAACGGUUCAAAAAACUGAAAGUAAUACCAAAUUAAAUUGAGCCAAAAUACGACUUCACUUGUUAACUCUUCAUAUUUUGUUUGUUUUACAGUUCUAAUUGAUUUAUUCCUUUUAUUUCUGUCUUUCUUUUUGUACAUAGUUAAUAUGAUGACAAUUUUGUUUAGGGAAAAUAUUCUUUUUUUCAUCAAAUAAUGGCUAUGAUACAUACACAUUUUACUACAAUUCCCUCCACCUUUCAUGGAGAGAAUAAUUUCUAGUUUGUGAUUUAUCUCUUUAGAUGAUUAAAUGAAUUUCCUGUUUUGUAUUCUUUGUCUUUUUUAAUGCAAGGAUGAGUGUUCCUUA